CUCUCACCAUAUAAAUAUAGCUUCUUUUUUUUUUUUUCUUUUUUUGAACUUUUAUAGCUUUCCUUUCCUUUCCCUUCCCUCAAUAAAGUAACGGUUCUGAUUUGUGAAGAUUAGGUUUUAUUUAAAUUCCUCGUUAUUAGCGAUGUAAUCUUGAUCAUUUUGUCGGAGCCGCGUAGUUGCCUUUAUUUGCCGUCUUCGUUGAUUAUCAGUCUCGAUUGUUGAACUCUUUUAAUUAGAAGCUAUUACAUAGAAGAGAUCAAAGAAAAAGUUUCGAGAGGAGGAAUGGCUUCUGAGAACAGGUCUACUCUCAAUAAAGAACUCCUUUUCUUAAUCUUACAGUUUUGCAAGGAUGAAGGAUAUAAAAGAACAGUUCAUAUGUUUGAGCGCGAAAGUGGGUGUUACUUUGACAUGGAGUUUUUUGAAGAUAUGGUGCUGAAUGCAAAGUGGGACAAGGUUGAGAAAUAUCUUUCUGGUUUCACAAAUGUCAAGGACAAUGUGUACUCCACCAAGAUUUAUUUUGAAAUCAGAAAGAUGAAGUUCCUUGAGGCAUUGGACAACAAUGAUCGUGCAAAGGCUUUGGAUAUCCUGAUGAAGGAUUUGAAAGUUUUUGCUGAGGGCAAUGCAGAGCUAUUCAGAGAAAUGACUCAGCUUUUAACAUUGGAUGAUUUCAGGGAACAUGAGUUGCUCUCUAUGUAUGAAGAUGCAGAGUCUUCAAGGCAAUAUUUGAUGGAUCAACUUAAGAUACUUAUUGAGGCAAAUCCUGUCUUCCAUGGAAAAUUGAAAUUCCCAAGCAUCAAAAGCCAAAGGUUGCGACGUCUCAUCAAUCAAGGCCUGAACUGGCAGCACAUUCAAUGUAAAUAUCCUCAGCCAAAUCCUGAUGUAAAAACCCUCUUUGAGGAUCAUGUUUGUCAAUGGCAACAGAAUCAUUGGUUCAUGCAGUCAACUGAGAAUCCGCUGCCUUCUCAAGAUGCAUCCGUGCCAGUUUUCCCUGCCAGCUGGAUUUCUGGUCCAUCUAUUGAAAUUCAUGCUGUUUCUAACGAAGAUAUCUGUCUGAGUGAUCCAAUAACACUAGCAACAACUUCAAAUAAUGUUGGGCAUUCCCAUAGUAUGUCUCAAAAAAGCCCAGGGGGAACUGAAGAUGAGGUCAUGUCUAUUAUUCUGCAUAAUGGUCGAAAUCACAGCCCUGCAUCCAGCAUUUCUGAUGACUUGCCCAUUAUCUCCACAAAUAAUGAUAUGCUUCAAAGGACUGAACCAAUCAGCCAUACCGACUUGCCAAGGACUCUUGUGCGGAUAUUGAAUGAGGUGUCUUCUCCAAUGAGCAUGGAUUUUCAUCCUGUACAGCAGACUUUUCUUCUAGUUGGAACCAGCAUUGGGGACAUAGCGUUGUGGGAUGUUAAUUCAGGGGAAAAAAGGCUUUCAAGAAAUUUUAAGGUUUGGAAUAUUGGAGCAUGCUCAACGACACUCAAGACAGCUAUGAUGAAAGAUCCAUGCAUGUCUGUUAAUCGUGUUGCUUGGAGUCCGAAUGGUUCUUUCUUUGGGGUUGCAUAUUCAAAACAUAUUGUGCAAUUGUAUUCUUACCAUGGUGGCACCAAUGUUCAGCAGAAAUUGGAGAUUGAUGCUCAUGUUGGUGGUGUUAAUGAUUUAGCUUUCUCCAUGCCUAACAAGCAACUUGUGGUCAUUACUGGUGGUGAUGACAAGAUAAUUAAGGUGUGGGAUGUCAUUACUGGAGUACAAAUGCAUAAUUUAGAAGGCCAUGAAGCUCCUGUUUAUUCCCUCUGCCCUCAUUGCAAGGAAGAUAUCCAUUUUAUCUUUUCAACAUCCGCGGAUGGCAAGAUAAAAGCAUGGCUAUAUGAUAACUUGGGAGCCAGAGUUCAUUUUGAUGCUCCUGGUCUGGCAUGCACAACAAUGGCAUAUGGUGCUGAUAAUAGAAGUGAACUCUUUCACAGGCUUUUUUCAUGCGGGACUAACAAAAAUGGAGAGUCAUUCCUUGUUGAAUGGAAUGAAAGUGAAGGCGGCGCAAAAAGAACCUACCAAGGACUUUGCAAAAAUUCUUCAGCUGUUGUGCAGUUUGGUCCAAUCAAGAACAAGUUCUUGGCUGCAGCUGAUGACCAUUUAAUUAAAAUAUGGGAUAUGGAUAAGGUUGAGCUUUUGACAACUAUCGACGCAGAAGGAGGCUUGCCAGCAAACCCUCAUAUUCGUUUCAACAAGGAGGGCAACUUGUUGGCCGUUAUUGCAAGCAAAAACAAAAUCAAGAUUUUGGCAACAGAUUAUGGUCUUCAGUUGCUGAAUGCAUCUGUAAAUGGUUUUAUUGAUUCCUCUUCAGAUGUCUCUGAUGAUUUGAGAAAGCUUGUAAUAAAUCCAAGUUCAAAUGUUGCUAGUUCUGGAGGCGCUGAUGGACAUGUCCCAACUAGUUGUGAUGAGGAAAACUUAAAGGAAGUGAAAAAUAAAUUUAUUGACAAAACCAAUAACAAAUCAGAUGUUUGCAAGACCAUCCAAAUCAGCUGGCCUUCUCAGUGCCAGUUCUUGCAACUUAGUGGUCACGGGAAAGCGGAUAAGAUAUCAAGGCUGAUAUACACUAAUGCAGGUAAUGCCAUUUUGGCAUUAGCUGCAAACGCCACUCAUUUGCUUUGGAAAUGGCCUCAGAAUGACCUUAAUUGGAGUGGAAAGGCUACAACCAGUGUUGCCCCUCAAUUGUGGCAACCAAGAAGCUGCUCCCGAAUGAUGACCAAUGACCUUACAGGCAGCAAGCUUGAAGAGGCUGUGCCUUGUUUGGCUCUAUCAAAGAAUGAUUCUUAUCUAUUGUCAGCAUCAGGAGGGAUAAUUUCCUUGUUCAACAUGUUGACAUUUAAGACGAUGACGUCUAUCAUGCCUCCAUCACCUGCAUCAACAAGUCUAGCUUUCCACCCCCAAGAUAACAACAUAGUUGCUAUUGGAAUGGAUGAUUCCACCAUUUUGAUAUAUAAUGUUCGUCUGACAAAGGUUAAAAGCAAGCUCACGGGUCAUUCUGGAAGAGUCACUGGCCUUGCUUUCUCUAAUGCCAUGAACGUGCUGGUUUCUUCUGGAGCAGAUGCUCAGAUUUUCACAUGGAAUCUUGAUGACUGGGAGAAAUGUAAAAGCAAACUCUUGCAGUUCCCUGGUGAGAGAAUCCCAGUAGUGGGUUCAAAUACCCAGGUCCAAUUUCAUCUGGAUCAAGUGCACUUCCUCGUUGUACAUGAGACUCAACUUUCGAUCUAUGAAGCCAAAGAAUUAGCAUGUGUAAAGCAGUGGGUUUCAGAAGAUUCUCCAAGAAUCUCGCAAGCAACAUUUUCAUGUGAUGGCCAGAUGAUAUAUGCCUGCUUUAUGGAUGGAACAGUGUCAAUAUUUGGUGCUUCAGAUCUUGAAUUAAAAUGCCAGAUCCUUCCCACUUUGUACCUUCCUACUAGUGCAAGAUUAAAUGUGUAUCCCCUCGCUAUAGCGGCACAUCCUCAGAAACCAACCCAAUUCACACUGGGACUGACAGACGGUGUAAUAAUCAUUUUUGAGCCUCGUCAACCUAGUAAGACAUGGUAUGUGGGUGAAAAUAAGUCUACAACUGCAAGCAGCUUGCUCGAAGAUGAUUAGAAAUCAAGUCAAAAAUAUUUUUAAUUUUGUAAAUAAAUGAUGAUUCCACUUGACGUCAUGUGUUCAUAUCAGUAUUCUGGAUAUGCGUAAAUCAGCUAUGCGCUACGACAGUUCGGCUAAUGAUUUGCGACAAAGAAUGCUGUUUAGAGAAAAAGCCAUUGGACUUGUUCAAUAUCAAAAUGGCCAUGUUUGA
Durio zibethinus is the source of this 3793-nucleotide messenger RNA. The record is from RefSeq and is a predicted model, not a curated record. NCBI's taxonomy places the organism in Eukaryota, Viridiplantae, Streptophyta, Magnoliopsida, Malvales, Malvaceae.